Penicillium verhagenii is the source of this 789-nucleotide messenger RNA. Its product is annotated as cytochrome c oxidase assembly protein COX14. Lineage: Eukaryota; Fungi; Ascomycota; Eurotiomycetes; Eurotiales; Aspergillaceae. The record is from RefSeq and is a predicted model, not a curated record. The coding region runs from base 1 to 789 and encodes 262 amino acids. The transcript has 2 exons.
AUGUCCCGAUCCGCCGCGGACGCAACGCGGUUUACGGCCACGGGCCCAUACGCCAGCUCCAAGCCCAACGGCGCCCCUUACAACCUGCCAGAUUUCAUGAAGUCGAAGGACAACGCAUCACAGACCAAGCAAGCGCCACAGCCCGGCCCUGAUGGCAAGCCCGAGACCCCGAAGCAGAAGGUGGAACGACUCCGAGCACAGGCACGGGCUUCUCGGAUGGCUCAGUCUUCGUCUGGUGUGGACCGGUGGAUUGAUUUUGGACGACGAUUUGCCAACCGGGCACACAAGGGCAUGGUCUACUCAUUGAUUGUCGCAUCCGGCGUCUGUGGUGUCCUUACAGUCUACUCGAUGGUCUCACUGACAAUGUACAACCGCCGCCAGCGCACACUGUGGAUCGAGAAGGAGAUGGAGACUCUCAAGCAAGCUCGUAUUGCACAGGCUAACGGAUCCGCCGAUGAGGAGCAGCUCGAGCUCAUCAAGAAGGAGGAGAUUGCCACGAUCCUGAAGCGGAACCGCGAUGAAGAGAAGGCACAGCGCCCAUGGGCCAAGGCGAAGCGAUUCCUGUUUGAGAAGAUGAAUGUGGAGGACACCGGUGCCCCCGCCGCGCAGACUGCUGCCGUCUCCACAUCCGCCCCGGCCUCCGAGUCCAGCAUAAUCGCUGCCGCCGAUGCGAAGAAGGCCUUCGCUGAUGCAUCCGCGCCUGGUCAGUUGGAUGUGAUUGCCGAGAAUGCCGAGCGGGCCACAAAGGAGAAGACUAAGGGUUGGGUCAGCUGGAUGACUGGACGGUAG